Plasmopara halstedii is the source of this 5925-nucleotide messenger RNA. RefSeq lists its product as uncharacterized. The coding region runs from base 1 to 5925 and encodes 1974 amino acids. The transcript has 5 exons. The record is from RefSeq and is a predicted model, not a curated record. Lineage: Eukaryota; Oomycota; Peronosporomycetes; Peronosporales; Peronosporaceae.
AUGUGUUUGAGCCAAGUUGAAAAGACACUAUCCGGUCGCUUUACAUUAACGAAUUUGUUGAUGCCGGUGGAUAAACGGCAGGUCGCCGCACUGGCUGAGAAUUCCAAUGAUCUUGGUGUAAAUUGGAAGUCGGCGCAAUGUGUCACUUCACUUUACGACUCGUACAUUCAGGUGCAGCAGGAGAAUGAGAAGCUACGCGAAGAUGUGCGGCAAUUGCAACAAAAUGAGUUUGUGACAACGUCUCGCAAGCUACAACAGCCUGAACACACGAAAUACGAAGAAUUUGAGCAAGAAAUUCGCCUUUUACGUAGUGAGAAGCUGCGUAUGGAGGAGAUACAUCGACUGGAACAGCAGAAACUCGAGGCACGAGUUACCGACAGCGAGGCUCAGCAUCAGCAACUCGUAGUGAAGUACCAGGAGAGAUUUGAAUUCGAUCCACUUGAAACUAAGCGAGCGGCAUUGGCGGUCAAGACUUUACAAAAUACACUUCAAAACGUCAUACUAGAAAAGGAGGAACUAGAGGUUCGAUAUGGGGACCUGAGGGACCAAUACCGAAAGUUGCAUAAUGAACAAAUGAUUAUUGUAGAAAGAACAAAGCAACACGUUAAGGUGCAAGAGCAACAGCAAGUUAGAAGCAGACGAGAGCGAGUCAUCAAUGUGUUGACAGUAUGGUCAACGAAAAAGGUGUUAAUGGCAUGGUGUAAAUGGAGGACGCUGAUAAAAAAUAAAAAUGAUCAAGAGGAGCGAAAGUCAAUGAUGGAUGCGUUGGAUGUUAAGACUAGCGAUCGCAUUGCAAAGAUAAGAAACCACCAAGCAGGUUUUUGGGCGAAGAAAAUCUUGCAACAAGCAGCAAAACGCACUUUUUAUCGGUGGAAGAACUGGGCCCGUCGACAUGUAGAGCGGCGACGAAUAGGAGAAAGCUUGAUGAGAAACCUAUUUCGAUUGGAUUUGAAGCUUGUGAUGGCAAGCUGGCGAUCGCAUUACUUCAAAGGAAAAAAAUAUCGGGCUGGUGUAUACAUGAUAGAGCGACUAGUGACUUCAAACUCACGUCGGUGGGGAAUGCAAAUGUGGAGCGUUCAGUCUUUUCGUCUCGCAUUAACAGAUAAUGUUAAUCGACUGAAAGCCGCAAAUGAUAAACUGAAACUUCAGGAUAAAAAGAUUGUUGAGCUCAAAUCGCUGCUUGACGAGGCGAGCACUGCAAGACAAGAGAUGCAGAUUAUUCAAGACCAAGAAAAGAAACAAUGGAAGGAGAAAACCGAGAAGGAACGGAUCGUUGCGCUUGCUGUACAGGAACGACUCGGUAAUUUUCUUGUGAAACAGUCUGAUCGACAAACACUGAAGAAUAUCGUACGGGAAUGGAAGAUUAUCGCAAUUUGUCGAUCCUCAAUAAACCAGCGUGCCCAUUCAGUGCAAAUGAAAAUGCAAAGAAUGAGGCUUCAUAAAUCAGUGAGUACGUGGCUUUACAACGUGUGUGUAAGCCGCAAAAAGCAUUUGCAAACGCAAUAUAUUCAUCAACGUAUGCGUCAGGUGUGUGUUCUCAAAUGCUUCAAUUCAUGGAAAGCGUUUAAUAACGAGCAGAAGGUGAAAAAGGCUGCUUUUUUGUCUGUAAUAAGUCGGAUGAGAGACCGAGAAGCAGCGCAAUGCUUUUUGCAGUGGAUGACUUUCACGAAAAGACAAUUGGUACUUCGAGUUGGACUUGACACGAUAAUAUUUUGUGUGAAAAGGCAUCAAACACUUCUUGCUUUUAGCUUGUGGAAAGAGAUGAUUGUAAAGCUGAGAGUGUAUGAUCAAACACAACAGCAACAGCGUGACCAGGACGCUCGCCUUGAACUUGCGAAACGUGACUUUAUUUACCUACAACAAAUCUUCACUACAUGGCGACAAAGUGUGCUGUCUAGGCAAAAGCGUGAUAUCGUUGUUGGCAGGUGUUUGGCACGACUCAAACAUUCGAUGCUGGCGAACAUUUUCUUGCGCUGGGAGGAAUAUUUCAAGUGUAAAAAGAUGCGGCGUGGGCUUAUACAUCGGUGGAUUAAACAGAGCUACUCUGGCGCCUUACGACGUGCUUGGAGCCGAUGGCAAUGGCAUAUAGCUUUGAAAGAAAAACAAUUAUUGAUAAAUAAUCUUCUUGGUGAUAAAGAUGCUCAACUUUACCAACUUGAGACUAUUUUUGAGAGAGAUCGAGGAAUACAGCAAACGCUGCUACUAAAAGCACAACAAAUACAAGCAACACAGGAACAGAAGCUACAGGAAACAGUCAGUUGUUUGUCAGACAAGAGAAGACGAGCCCAACGCUUAAAAGCUGUUUUGAAAGCAUUGUGCACAAAAAGAGCUCAAAGUCUAGUACAGUUACGGGCACAUAAAGCUUGGCAUAAUGCUGUUCGACGAUCAAUGCAUUACCGUAAUAUUAUCGAGACUUUUCAGUCUCGUUUGGCUAACCGACAAAUAUGCUUAAUAUUUUCAAGGUGGAGCCAUGUAUUCAUCCAGCGGCAUUGUCUCAAGAAUGCAAUCACAUUGAUUCAGUCUUAUUAUUCGCGACGGUGGCAGAUUCAGUGCUUUGAGGCAUGGAACGAAACACGACGGCAGAGUAAAAUUAUUCAAAGGUUUACAAUAUUGUACCUGCACAAGGCUGAUUUAUUCGCCAUCCAAAAGACCUUCCAAGGAUGGAGGACAUUUACUAAAGAACGCAUUUUGCUGCGUAAAUUAGUAGUAAAAGUGUUUGUUGCGAAGGUGCAGCAACAAUUUGUGCGCUGGAAGCACUUUACGAGUUUUAAAAGAACAAACGAGCAACUUGAACAGCGAAAAGUGACCUUGAAUGCUUUUCAGGUGAAUUUACUGCGGAAACGCUCAAGAUCUAUGAUGCUGUUUUGCCUUGCAGAGUGGAAAUUGGCUGUGGAGAUGAUUAAGAAACAGCAUGAUGGAGAACAGAAGCUAAUGUUAUGCCGACACGUACGCCUUGUAGCAUUGUGUUUCAAGAACUGGAUAAUUGUCGUGGCGAUUCAGAGGAGAACCCAAGCUCGUAACACGCAAUUAGUACGCUGGCUAAGAAAAGAUCGUCAUCGAAUGCAGCAACGUGCGAUGACUCUGUGGAAACUGCUUCUGAUACGGGAUCAAGGGCGUCAAUUACGAGAAGUGAAUGAGAUACGAGCUAAGCAACAAAAAGAAAUGGAGCUCUAUCUCCAAAAAGGCGCCUUACCACCUUACAAGCUGGCUAGUGUUUCAGACGUCCACAACGUAUCAAUCACGAUAGCCAGAUGUUUUAAUGCGCUUAAGUUGGGAGCUAGCAUCAUGAGAUAUCAAAAUCGAACGGUUCAUUUCUUGCAAUAUCAUGCUCAUCGACAGCAUCUGGCAAAGGUUUUUUUGAAGUGGUGUAACGUUGUGCAAAAUAGCCAUGAGGUCAAGUCUUUCGUUUCUAGAAAGAUACAACAACAAAAUGACACUCUUGUCCGCAUAAGUUUGCGACAAUGGUAUUCGAUUGCGUACCAGAAACGCGUAAUCAAGAAUAAAUUGGUCAAAUUCCGGCAACGAGUUCACGCGCGCAUUCUUGAGAACGCUGCCAAGCAGUGGUAUCGAUUUUUUAAUACUAAAAAAUGCAUGUCACGUGCAGCAGAUCAUUUGAACACUGUAAUCUGUCGACUGAAUCUGAAACACACUUUAUCGUCGUGGCGGAAACAAUCGAUGAGACAAGAAGUACAACUUCUUCAUUUGUUUCGAAUUUGGAUAGCAUUUACGCAAAAUAAACACACAGCACGCGAUUUAGCUAAUCAACGACAUUUAAAGCAGUAUCGGUCCGUAGUCACUAAGUGCUGGAAUGGCUGGUGCUCUUUCAUGAAUACGUUAGAAGUCGAGCGGAAAUCAAUUGUAUGCAUCGAGGUUAAAAUCAUGCGCUUCUACUAUCGCAUCGUUUUGACAAGAUGGAGACGAUAUCAAUUUCUUGGCCAAAUUGAAACUCUGCAGACUGGCAAUGAGCUUUUAUCUCGACAAUUAGCCGAGACGAAUUUGCAUUUACGAAGCAAAUCAUUAAGUGUCGACCAACUUUCGAGUGAUGUACGCGAGCUUCAACAUAAAUUGCUUGAUGUCGAAUCAUAUUUAUUUUCUCAACGCGUAAGGUUCAAGUCCCAAGAAGAAAAGCACAGUCUACAGCUACGAUUCCUACUAGUGCUAAACAAGUUGAUGCUAAAUCGGACAAUUUCCAAAGACAUUACUGAAGCUUUCUUACAUUGGAAACGUUUGCUCGUCGAUGUGCAAAGCAAAAAUCGUGCUUUAAGCAGUGUCACAUGUAUAUGUCAGAGAAACAAGAAAAUUCUCGCAUUUUGGGUAUGGAAGUUCAAAAUACUACAGUGGCGGCGAUAUGAAUCAUUCCAGAAGUACUGGAGAACGAACGAACUGAUGAUGAGUUUUCAGCGCUGGCAAAGGUUUUGGAAAAUUAAGGCAAAGCAGCAGCUCUUUCUCGUUCGACGAUGUCUGAUGUCGUACACGAUAAGAAGUUCUCCUAUUUCGAUCGCAUUUAGAUUGUGGAGAGUAAAGUCUACGGCGCUAUCUCAUAUGGCAAUACUUUGCACCAAUCUUCAGAUUGAACAAGAUUUGUCGUGUACAUAUUUACGCCGCUUGACUCUUGGAAAGUUGUGUUGGAUGGCAUAUCACCACCGUUUAUGGCGGAUGAGAGCUUUCUUCUCUCAUUGUCGAAUUGAGUCAGCUGCAUCUCGUACUGAAGAGCACCGCCGCGUGGUUAAAGAAAUGAAACGGAAGAGUAAAGCAGCAGUGGCUGAGAUGUCUGAACAAAAUGAGGCCACCUUUCAAGCCGAAAUGGGUCUUUUGUCUCCAGCUGACGAGCAAGCAACCUCUGGGGCCUCAAUCCAAGUGCUUCAGACGCUUAUUCGUCGUCUCUUUCAAUCCACCACAGUACAAGAGCUCUUUGACAAUGUAGCGAGUACAUUCGCGCAAAUUUUACAUGGUGCUUCGGCAAUCCUCUUUCUUUUCGACCCAAGCAGCAAUGAACUUUGGACACAACGAGAGGGGACACAGCUCAUUCAGGUCCCAGCAUCUCUCGGUAUCGCAGGGAGCACCCAAUCGAGUGGAUCCAGUGUCAUCAUCAUGGAUGUUUCUGCGGAUCCGCGCUAUCAUCCCAUGGUCGAUCAAUUCGUAUUGAGCGGCUUGCCGCCAGAUAAUGUGUGGAAACUGACAACGUUUAAGCCACGUGUAGAGUCGUCAAAGCCACUGUAUGGUAUGGUAUCGUCAGCUCUUGUUUCAAUUGAUGGUGCAGUAUAUGGCGUACUCCAAGUAGCCUUCUCCUUGUCAAAUCUGUCUUUAGUUGAUCGCCGACUCAUGAUUACUCAAACGCAGCUUUGUAGCAAAAUUUGCUGUUUCUAUGUGGAGCAGGUUGUAUACGAAAUUAUCCGCAACUGUCGUGAUCGUGUUCAAGCUCGCGUUCCUGACAAAUUUAUCAGAUUAUUUAGGCAAACGAAAAACUGGCGGAAGUAUUUUGCAGUCGUUGAGCGUAAAGCUUUGGAGGUGGAAGGCAAACUUCGUGAAGUCCUGAAAGAACACGAACAGCUCCUUCAAUCGAGAUCGAAACUGCAACAAAGUUACGAUUUACUAAAAAAUCAACUUGAAGAAAAGGAAUAUACUACCAAAGAAGAGCGCCGCAAUCAAGACAUACAGAUGAUUGUAACCUCAUCAGUAUCGGAAGAGUCGGAUAACAACAUAGUUGGCAAGUCGCAAAAUCUAAGCGAUCACGGUCAGCUAAGUAUUUUACACGCGGAUAAAACAAGAUUGAAGAGCCAACUUGUGCGAGCAGAGGCAGAUAAUUUGCUACUUGUCAAGGCUCUAAGCAUUGCUCGCAAUCAACACGGAGAACUACCAAAAACCAUACAAACUGAAGUAAAUCGAGUGGCUACGCGUGUUGUAAAUCGUGUGACUGAUGCCUGA